Messenger RNA from Engraulis encrasicolus (European anchovy), 1111 nucleotides. RefSeq names its product general transcription factor IIH, polypeptide 3 (gene gtf2h3). Gene Ontology annotation, biological process: nucleotide-excision repair; regulation of DNA-templated transcription. Bases 58 to 963 code for a protein of 301 amino acids. Lineage: Eukaryota; Metazoa; Chordata; Actinopteri; Clupeiformes; Engraulidae. The record is from RefSeq and is a predicted model, not a curated record. The transcript has 13 exons. Gene Ontology annotation, cellular component: transcription factor TFIIH holo complex; transcription factor TFIIH core complex.
CACAGAGAUGACGUCAGGGAUGACGACAUCUAGUCCGCGCCGUGGGUCGAUGCAGUGAUGGCUUCAGAGGACGAGGUCAGUCUUCUGGUCAUCGUUUUAGACGUGAAUCCAAUAUGGUGGGGCCAGCAAACUCAACGAGAACCAGAGUUCAACCUGUCCAAAUGUCUGGAUGCUGUGAUGGUCAUGGCAAACUCUCACCUGAUCAUGACCAGGACCAAUAAACUGGCCAUCAUCGCCAGCACCUGCCAGGAGAGUCAUUUCUUGUUUCCCAAUAAGCUCUGGAAGGGUGAUGAUGUCGGUGGGGAUGACUCGGCGGCUCCCUGUGGUGAUGGCAAAUACGAGCUCCUGUCGGUGGCCAACGAUCAGGUCGCUGAGGAGAUGAGGGCUCUCAUCGCACGCACGGAGGUGAGAGGUAAUCAGACGGACACACUGUUGGCUGGAGGACUUGCCAAGGCCCUGUGCUAUAUUCAUCGUCUUUCAAAACAGUCAGGGGGUGGACAGGACAUGAAGUCUAGAAUACUGGUGAUAAAAUCAGCACAAGAUUGCGCUUUGCAGUACAUGAAUUUUAUGAAUGUGAUCUUUGCGGCCCAGAAACAGAGUGUGCUUAUAGAUGCCUGUGUGCUAGACUCAGACUCUGGACUCUUACAACAAGCUUGUGACAUAACAGGGGGAAUGUACCUCAAGAUACCACAGAGGGUUGCCCUCACACAGUAUUUGCUGUGGGUGUUCCUGCCGGACUCUGAACAGCGCUCCCAGCUGGUUCUACCUCCCCCGGCCCACGUGGACUACCGGGCUGCCUGCUUCUGCCACCGCAACCUCAUCGAGAUCGGAUACGUCUGCUCCGUUUGCCUCUCCAUAUUCUGCAACUUCAGCCCGAUCUGCACAACAUGCGAAACUGCCUUCAAGAUCCAGCUACCUCAGCUGGUGAAAGCCAAAAAGAAGAAAAUCAAGCCAGCGACGUGACCAUCGGGCUAUUCCCAUCAAAGACUGUGUUUUUUUGGGUUAGUUUAUUUGUUUGUUUUUGCCAUGGCGACGCCUCAGUUGUUGUGCUAACUCUCAGGUGUGGGAGGCCAUGGCGUGAAAGCCGUGUAAUUGCGAAGGUGUCAUAUAC